AUGUCUCACAUUAUGAAUAUAUUUGUGCUGGCAUUUGACUUAAUUGCAAUGGUGGCAUCCCUACCUGAAAAUAUACUCAUUUUCAAAGUGAAUAUUUUGGAUUUGGCCAAUGGCAAAAGACUUCACUUAACUGAUCAACUCAUUUUUGGCCUCAGUAUAUUUGGUACUUUGCAUCUGUUCUCAAUUUUACCCAAGGAUGUAUUGUUUGUGCUAGAUGAACUUUUGAUUUUCGAUGCUGCUAAAAAGUAUUUAGCAGUUUUGUUUUUGACUGUCAUGUCCUGCAAUCUUUGGUUCUCUUCUUUGCUAUGUGUGCACUACUGUCUAAAAAACGUAAUUUGUAACCAACAGCACUAUAUCUAUCUUCAGAGGAUGUUCUCCAAGUUCUUUCCAUGGAUCUACAUUGUGAUUGUCUUUGGAUGUUUUCUGAUGGCUCUUCCUCCUGCAUGGGAAAUCUCAAUAAAGAAUAACAUUUCUAAUGACACUCUUAGUGAACAUUGUUCUUCGAUAGCCAAGGAAUACGCUACUGCAAGCAGAUUUUUCUUAGCAAUGAGUUGUGUGCCUAUACCAGUCACCGCUGUUACAGCUCUGCUAAUAAUAAUUUCUCUCUGUAGACAUUUGAAACAAAUACAACAUAAUGAUCAAGGUUUCCAAUGUCCAAGUGUAGAAGAUCACGUUCAAGCUACCAAAACCGUCCUCUCGCUCUUGACAAUUGACAUUAUUUAUUUUCUGGCGGUCAUUCAACUCUUUAUUCCAAGCUCUAAAUAUACCUAUCAAUAUGCUGCAAACAUCAGCUUGGCCAUUAUUCAUAUUCUCAAGUCUCUGGUUCUUAUAAAAGGAAAUAGGAGGCUGGAGAAGGCUUUCCGUUACACUGUAGACCGAUAUUUUUGUGUCAAGACAACAAACUAA
This is a messenger RNA of Pseudophryne corroboree (corroboree frog), 906 nucleotides long. RefSeq names its product taste receptor type 2 member 40-like. Lineage: Eukaryota; Metazoa; Chordata; Amphibia; Anura; Myobatrachidae. Gene Ontology annotation, cellular component: membrane. Gene Ontology annotation, biological process: sensory perception of taste; G protein-coupled receptor signaling pathway. Bases 1 to 906 code for a protein of 301 amino acids. The record is from RefSeq and is a predicted model, not a curated record. Gene Ontology annotation, molecular function: bitter taste receptor activity; G protein-coupled receptor activity. The transcript has a single exon.